Beta vulgaris subsp. vulgaris (sugar beet) is the source of this 1984-nucleotide messenger RNA. Its product is annotated as protein IQ-DOMAIN 6. Lineage: Eukaryota; Viridiplantae; Streptophyta; Magnoliopsida; Caryophyllales; Amaranthaceae. The record is from RefSeq and is a predicted model, not a curated record. The coding region runs from base 371 to 1723 and encodes 450 amino acids. Gene Ontology annotation, molecular function: protein binding. The transcript is spliced from 5 exons.
CAACUCCCCACUAAAUUCCCCCCACUAAACAAACACCCCCUUCUUUCUCUCUCCUCUUGUUUUUAUCCAAGGUUUCAAACCCACUUUUUUUCACACUUCCACUCUCUCUCUCCUCCCCCUUCUUUCUCUCUCUAAAAAAACAUUACUUCAGGUUUCUGCCUUCCUCUGUUUUCUCCAUGUGUAAAAACUGAAUUUCUAAUCAAAUUUCUCACUAUCUUCUUCCUCUUCAAAUUUGCAAAAAAGGGUUCUUUCUUAUUUUUAAUAAUAAUGUUUUCAUUCAUAUAAUACCUCCACUUUAUCUUUCUGUUAUUACAACAUUAUUCCCCUGUUUUUUUCACUCUGUUUUCUCUCUCCUCUUUCUAUUCCAUUAAUGGGUGCUUCUGGAAAGUGGGUUAAAACCCUCAUAGGCUUCAAAAAACCAGAAAAAGAUGAUUCUAAUGAAAAAUCAGGGAUUAAUAAUAAAGUGAAGAAAUGGAAGCUAUGGAGGAGUCCAUCAGGUGAUCUGGGUACUUGGAAAGGUUUUAAGGGUCGUCAUAAGACUACAGCUUCAGAGGGUUCGGAUUCUCCGUGUCGAAACGAUGCGUUUAAUGCUGCUGUAGCUACUGUGGUUAGAGCACCUCCUAAGGAUUUUCGUGUUGUUAGGAAAGAAUGGGCUGCCAUUCGUAUUCAAACUGCCUUCCGUGGCUUUUUGGCAAGAAGGGCCUUGAAAGCAUUGAAGGGAAUUGUGAGGCUGCAAGCUCUAGUUAGAGGGCGGCAAGUUCGGAAGCAAGCAGCCGUGACACUAAGGUGUAUGCAGGCAUUGGUUCGGGUUCAGGCACGAGUUAGAGCUCGGCGUGUAAGGAUGUCGAUUGAAGGGCAGGCUGUACAACACUUGAUUGAUGAACGUCGUAGCAAGUCUGAACUUUUGAAACAAGCUGAGGAAGGAUGGUGUGAUAGUAAAGGAACAUUGGACGAAGUGAAGUCAAAGUUGCAAUUAAGGCAAGAAGGAGCUUUUAAAAGAGAAAGAGCUCUUGCUUAUGCUCUUGCUCAAAAGCAAUUGAGGUUGACACCCUUUUCAGGAUUCCAAACAAAUGUCCCAACUUCUUCUUUCAAGAGUUUGGAAAUGGAAAAAAACAGCUGGAGUUGGUUAGAAAGAUGGAUGGCAGCAAAACCAUGGGAAAAUAGACUAAUAAUGGAAGAAGCUCAUAGUACAAUAUCAGAAGUGAAAACCCCACCUCCUAAAACUUUUGUCAAUCCCUUCAAAGAAACUUGUCCUAAAUCUUCUGAACUCCAAAGUCAUGUAAAAGUAAGAAAGAACAAUAUGACCACAAGAAUCUCGGCUAAACCACCCAUGAUAGCUCAAGCAACGCGUUCAUCAUCAAGCCCGAGUUCAGAUUUUCUGUAUGAUGAGAGCUCGGCUUCCUCCUCAAUGUGCACUUCCACAACUCCGGUUUCUGGGAACGAGGAACAUGGUGGCUAUACUACUAAUAGUAGCAAGCCGAGUUACAUGAAUCUUACUGAAUCGACUAAGGCAAAGAGGAGAACUCAAAGGGUACAAAUGCAGUCAAUGGAUGAGUUUCAGUUUGCAAAGAAACUUGCAGGGCUUACAAAUGGAGAUUCUAAGAGUAGUGCAGGCUCUGAUCCUCCUUCAGUCAAUUUCUCUAGGCCGCUGAAUUUGCCUACGAGUCGAUUGGAAAAGAACUUGAUGAGGCCAAGGGAAAGAGAGAACUACUUGUACAACUGAUGUAGGGAAGGAGGGGUAUUGCUUUCUCUUGUUUGUUAAAGCAACAGCUUGUUGUUCAUGUAACAUGUAAGUCAAAAAACUUGAAAAAGCAAAUUAAGCUUUGGUGUUGUUCCUGUGUUUUUGUGAUCUAGGUAUCUCACUAGUGCAAAUUGUAAUUGGAGUAUUCUUUUUGUUCUUUACUUGCAAUGUAGAAAGUCUUGGAUGUUGUAAUGUGCUUUUGCACUUUGUUGUAGUAAAUGAAUGUGUAAUGUUUGCUCUUCA